This is a messenger RNA of Lentinula edodes (shiitake mushroom), 705 nucleotides long. RefSeq names its product Rrp15p-domain-containing protein. Gene Ontology annotation, cellular component: preribosome, large subunit precursor. Lineage: Eukaryota; Fungi; Basidiomycota; Agaricomycetes; Agaricales; Omphalotaceae. The coding region runs from base 1 to 705 and encodes 234 amino acids. The transcript is spliced from 3 exons. Gene Ontology annotation, biological process: maturation of LSU-rRNA; maturation of 5.8S rRNA. The record is from RefSeq and is a predicted model, not a curated record.
AUGAUCUCUUCAUCCUUAAAACGGAAAAAUAAUCCUGUCACUGAUUAUGCAGACCACUCGGAGGAUGAACAAUCCAUUGGUCACUCUGUCGAAGCUUCUGACCGCUCCGAAGAAGAGUCCAUAGCCGAUCAGGAUGAAGAACUAGACUCUGCAGACGAGAUUGAGGGCAUGAAACCUCAAAAAUCUCGACAGACAAAGAAGAGAAAGAUUCGCGCAACGCAUGCCUCUGCCUUUGGUGCUACUCUUCAGACAUUGCUUAAUACCGAGGCUCCCUCGUCUGCCCCUCUCUCGUUGAAGCCGUCAAUAGCUCGAAAAAGGAAUGAUGAAAAGCUAGAGAUGAAAGCAAAGAAAGUUUUACAGGUGGAGAAGAAAGAAAAAGAAGACAGAGGAAGAAUAAGGGAUGUCAUAGGUGGCUGGGGCGGUGAGAGCGAGAGGGCCCUUAGGAAAGUUGCACAAAGAGGUGUCGUCAGACUUUUUAACGUCGUUCAGCAGGUCCAAAAUCAAGCGGCAGCCGACGGGGAAGAAAAGAAAGCUGCAAGAGGGAACGGCAAGCCUUCUCUCCCUGCACCACGGAUUGUAGACAAAUCUAAAUCCAAGAAGGGUAAAAAUAAAGAUAACAUCAUUGGCCGAGGGAAGGAAUCUGCAGUUGAUAGGGAUGAUUUCUUUGACAUGCUACGAAGCGGUGCAGUUGUGUCGAAAUCAUGA